Messenger RNA from Spirometra erinaceieuropaei, 1685 nucleotides. Lineage: Eukaryota; Metazoa; Platyhelminthes; Cestoda; Diphyllobothriidea; Diphyllobothriidae. The record is from the annotation of a GenBank genome assembly.
AUGAUAAACGACACUCCAAAAUCGCAAACUAAGUUGCGAAGUGAUAAUGGCAGUACACUCUCAUCAUUGAUAACUACCCAGCUGAAGAACAAUGACCAGCUCACUGGCAGAGUAGAAGCUGUCCGAUCUCCACCACAGAAGAAGGUAAAAGGAUUCGACAUAGAAAAAACUACUGCAUGGACGGAAACCUCAGAGGAAAUCGCGGAGAAUAUGACAAGGCAUGAUAUUAAUCCGCCGCAGAAGAGCAGAAAGCAGACGCUCACUGCCCCCCGCAAUGUGACCGAGGAGAACCAAAGAAUUAAUAAUAAGACUCAGACCGUUCACAUGCAACUGAGGUCACAUCAAAAGAAGCAGUUAAAUCAAAGGGGACUGAUGACUGAAAAGAGAGAGACGGAAAUCGGACGAAUUCGGAGUACCCCAAGGAAGGAACUUCCUGGGGUGGAAAAGCAGAGCUCGUCUGAGCAAUCGACAGAAACCUCCAGCGCCAGCGUAGACACAGACGCGGCAAAUGCGAAUAUCCUCUGUAUUGACAUAAAAGACAGGAGCAGUAUUGCCCCAAACACGAAACCAUUAGCUGCAGAAAAGAUCCCUGGAGUGGAUGGCAACCAGAAUGUCAUCAUGAAUGGUUCGCCAGGAACUCCCAAGUCACCAACAUCGCGCAACCAAGACCGGCCGCUCCGAGAACAGUGCCUAGUAAUACAGGGACUUCAGGAGCCUCAAGCCGAUACACCUAAAGAACGUGUAUUAGCUGAUCUCGGCUUGUUCCAAGGUCUUCUAAACACACUGCUUCAACCCGACGAAGAAAUUUCCGUGUUGAAAGCCUUCAGACUCGGAAAGUGCUCCACUGAACCCGCUAUUCCACCGCAUCCUAGGCCCCUUAAAAUUGUUCUGAGUUGCAAAGAGCAUGUUGAUCUCAUCCUCUCAAGACGUUUUAGGUUAAAAUAUUCCCACCAAGGAGUUUUUUUUCAGCCGGAUUACACACCACCGGAGCGGAUAAAACGCCGACAGUUAGUUCAGGAGCUAAGGCUGUGACAAACGAAUGGCGAACAAGGCCUGGUUAUCUACAACAACUGCAUAAUCGAGCGACCGUCCCGCUUCAUAUGGACACGGCCCGUGCGUAUGUCGCCACAGCCGGGACAAUUGGCGGCGUCAUAGCCGGCUUACCAAAGGAAAAAAAGCUAAAAUGCUUGUAUUCCAAUGCGCAAAGUCUGCUAUCUAAAUUAGAUGAGCUUAAAAUCUACGUUGCCCAAACCUUACCCGAUGUUAUAUCCAUAACUGAAACGUGGCUGUCCACGAGCGUAGACGAUCGCGAAGUCGCUUUAUCUGGUUAUCACUUGUUCAGAAAGGACAGGUUGGGACGUCAAGGUGGAGGUGUGCUCGUGUAUGUCAAAUAUGGCCUUUUUGCGUCAGAAAAAGAGGGACAGCUCGCGCGCACAACUGAAACGAUUUGGCUCACCGUCAAAGCGCCGGGGUCACAACCUUUCGAGAUCCUGACGGUCUACCGCCCACUGAGGAGCGACCCGCAAUCAGACAGUAGUCUACUAGAGGAAUUAGAAGCGAUUUCCCUCCGACCCAAUGUCAUGAUUAUGGGCGACUUUAACGCUCCGAAUAUCGACUGGAAUCUGACUUCUGCCCUGGGCUCAGAGUUUAACUUUGAUCGCCGCCUCCUAAAUUCUGUGCAAUGA